Messenger RNA from Colletotrichum orchidophilum, 2688 nucleotides. RefSeq names its product ribonucleotide reductase. Bases 1 to 2688 code for a protein of 895 amino acids. Lineage: Eukaryota; Fungi; Ascomycota; Sordariomycetes; Glomerellales; Glomerellaceae. The record is from RefSeq and is a predicted model, not a curated record. The transcript has 4 exons. Gene Ontology annotation, molecular function: ribonucleoside-diphosphate reductase activity, thioredoxin disulfide as acceptor; ATP binding. Gene Ontology annotation, cellular component: ribonucleoside-diphosphate reductase complex. Gene Ontology annotation, biological process: deoxyribonucleotide biosynthetic process; DNA replication.
AUGUUCGUGAGAAAGCGCGACGGGCGCCAGGAGCGCGUCCAGUUCGACAAGAUCACUGCCAGAGUGUCGAGACUGUGCUAUGGCCUCGACAUGGAUCACGUCGACCCGGUUGCCAUCACCCAAAAGGUCAUCUCCGGUGUCUAUGGCGGUGUCACCACUGUGCAGCUUGACGACUUGGCCGCCGAGACUGCCGCGUACAUGACCGUCACCCACCCCGACUAUGCUAUCCUCGCUGCCCGGAUAGCAGUCUCCAACCUCCACAAGCAGACCAAAAAGCAAUGGUCUUCGGUCAUCAGCGACCUCUACCACUAUGUCAACCCUAGAAACAACCGGGCCUCUCCCAUGAUUGCCAAGGAGACAUACGACGCCGUCAUGAGACACAAGGAAGAGCUCGACUCUGCCAUUGUCUACGACCGCGACUUCAACUACCAAUACUUCGGCUUCAAGACCCUGGAGAGAUCAUACCUACUCAAGCUCGACGGCAAGAUUGCCGAGAGACCGCAGCACAUGAUCAUGCGUGUUGCAGUCGGCAUCUGGGGUGACAACGUUGAGCGCGUCAUCGAGACCUACAACUUGAUGUCCAGCAAGUUCUUCACCCACGCCUCUCCCACACUCUUCAACGCCGGUACCCCUCAGUGCCAGCUGUCUUCUUGCUUCCUCGUCGACAUGAAGGAAGACUCCAUUGAGGGUAUCUACGACACGCUCAAGACCUGCGCCAUGAUCUCCAAGAUGGCCGGUGGCAUUGGUCUCAACGCCCACCGCAUCCGUGCCACUGGCUCCUAUAUUGCCGGCACCAACGGCACCUCGAACGGAGUCAUCCCCAUGCUUCGUGUCUUCAAUAACACGGCUCGCUACGUCGAUCAAGGUGGUAAUAAGCGUCCUGGUGCCUUCGCCAUUUACCUUGAGCCCUGGCACGCCGAUGUCUUUGAGUUCAUGGAUCUGCGCAAGAACCACGGCAAGGAGGAGGUCCGUGCUCGCGACCUUUUCCUUGCCCUCUGGAUCCCCGAUCUAUUCAUGAAGAGAGUCGAGAAGAACGCUGACUGGACCCUCAUGUGUCCCAAUGAGUGCCCCGGUCUGGCUGACUGCUACGGCGAGGAGUUCGAGGCCUUGUACGAGAAGUACGAGCGGGAGGGCAAGGGUCGCAAGACCAUCAAGGCCCAGAAGCUUUGGUACGCAAUUCUCGAGGCUCAGACUGAGACUGGCAACCCUUUCAUGCUUUACAAGGAUGCCGCAAACCGCAAGAGCAACCAGAAGAACCUCGGCACCAUCCGCAGCUCCAACCUCUGCACUGAGAUCAUUGAGUACUGCGCCCCUGAUGAGGUCGCUGUCUGCAACUUGGCUUCUCUCGCCCUUCCUACUUUCGUUGACUACAACGAGGGUGUCUACGACUUCCAGAAGCUUCAUGAGGUCACUCAGGUCGUCGUUCGCAACUUGAACAAGAUCAUUGAUGUCAACCACUACCCCGUUCCUGAGGCCCGCAAUAGCAACAUGCGUCACCGUCCCAUCGGUCUUGGUGUCCAGGGUCUUGCCGAUGCUUUCCUCGCCCUUCGCAUGCCAUUCGAAUCUCCUGAGGCCCGUGACCUCAACAAGAAGAUCUUUGAGACCAUUUACCAUGCUGCUCUGACUAUGUCGGUUCAGUUGGCCAAGGAGGAAGGUACCUACUCCACGUACGAGGGCUCUCCUAUUUCUCAGGGCAUCCUCCAGUACGACAUGUGGAAUGUCAAGCCCUCUGACCUUUGGGAUUGGGACUCUCUGAAGGAGCAGAUCAAGGAGCAUGGUGUCCGCAACAGUCUGCUCGUUGCUCCCAUGCCUACUGCCUCCACUUCGCAGAUUUUGGGCAACAACGAGUGCUUCGAACCCUAUACGUCCAACAUUUACCAGCGUCGUGUUCUUGCUGGAGAGUUCCAAGUCGUCAACCCCUGGCUGUUGAAAGAUCUCGUCGACAUGGGCUUGUGGUCUGAUGCCAUGAAGAACCGUAUCAUCGCCGAGAACGGUUCCGUCCAGAACAUCCCCAACAUUCCUGCCGAGGUAAAGGCUCUGUACAAGACCGUCUGGGAAAUCUCCCAGCGUACCGUUGUGCAGAUGGCUGCCGACCGCGGUGCCUUCAUCGACCAGUCACAGUCCCUCAACAUCCACAUGAAGGAUCCUACCAUGGGCAAAAUUACCAGCAUGCACUUUGCUGGCUGGAAGCUUGGUCUCAAGACGGGCAUGUACUACCUGCGUACCCAGGCAGCUUCGGCCCCCAUUCAGUUCACCGUCGACCAAGAGGCGCUCAAGAUCGCUGAUGCCGCCGUCGGCAAGGCUCUGAAGAAGCGCGCGCCCCCCCCUGGCCACGUUGCCGCUCCUGUUGUGAACGUCCCUAGGCCCAUGUACGCCAAGAAGGACUCUUCUGUUCAGGAUAACGGCAUUCCCACCCCCAGCAUCACGCCUCCUCCUCCCAGGACAGCUCCAGCUCAGAAGCCUGACAACUUCACUGCCGAUAUCGCCGAGGGCGACAGCCCUCGUGCUCUUCCUACUGAGCCCGCCGAGAUGCUCAAGAUCGAGGAGCUGCCCGUCUCUGGAAGCAAGACUCCUGAUGCCGAGGACAAGACCGAGGAGAGCAAAGAGAGAGAAUUGGAUAUCUACUCCGAGGCUGUGCUUGCCUGUAGUAUUGAGAACCCCGAGUCCUGCAUCAUGUGCAGCGGCUGA